AGUACAGAGAGAGAGAGAGAGAGAGAGUGUGAGAGAGGCGAGUCUUUAAACCUCUGCGGUGCAGAGCUGAAAAAGCAGCUUCUCGGCGAGAAAGAAAAAAGAAGAAAGGGGAAACAGACGUCCUGUUUACUUCGCUUCCUGGCUCCUUUUUUUUAUUUUCCUGGAGAAAAAAAAGAGGGGACUUAUUGCCGAGAAGGUGCGACGUGGACUGGUGCCCGUCUCAGCGCGCAAACCUGGUAUUUCUUCUAUUAUUAUUAUUAUUAUUUAUCUUGAUAUUUUUAUCCGUGAAUACCCUUCUGCUGAAAGGACUGAGUAUUUUUAUUUUUUUUUUACUUUUGCACUGAGGCAGCACUGUUUUCUACCUCUUGCCCGGUUUCUGCCAGAUUACUCCAGCAGAAGUAGACUAUAUGACGCAAACAGCGUGCUGAGCAUUAGUCUCAAAGUUUUUCUCCACAACUUUUUUUUUCUCCUUUUUCUUUUAUUUUUUUUUUCUUCUUUUUUUUCCCCACCGCCACCAAUCACACGGUGUUUCAUGCUACAGCAAGUCAGCGCAGAUUUGUGGAGGAGCCAAAAGAACUAUUGCAUGAAACAAGAAAGAAGAGAAGAGACUUUGAUUAAUAAGUCCGUGUUUGCGACGCUCGCCAACACCUUUGCGUAUCUGCAGAAGAGUCGCGACAGCAACAUGAGCGCAGAGCUGAGCAUGGGCCCGGAGCUGCCCAGCAGCCCUCUGGCUCUGGAAUAUGUCAAUGAUUUUGACCUGAUGAAGUUUGACGUGAAGAAGGAAGGCCUGGUCGGGCUGGAUCGCAACGGGGUGCGCCAGUGCAACCGCCUCCAACCCCAGGGCUCCGUCUCAUCCACCCCAAUCAGCACUCCCUGCAGCUCGGUGCCCUCCUCGCCCAGCUUCAGCCCCACGGAGCAGAAGCACCACUUGGAGGAGCUGUACUGGAUGCCGAACAGCGGGUACCACCAGCAGAUAGACCCGCAGACGCUGAGCCUGACCCCGGAGGACGCUGUGGAGGCCCUGAUUGGAGCCACGGCUCACGGUCACCCGCAGGCUCCGCACGUCCAGCAGCAGUUGCAGCAGCAGCAGGGAGCCUUCGAGGGCUACAGGGGCCCGCACCACCACCACAGCCAUCACGGCCACGGCCAGCAGCAGCAUCAUCACCCGUACGCGGGGAGCCUCCCGCACCACGCCGAGGAACUCUCCGGACACCCGGGGGGACACAACCAUCCACACAGCCAGCACCACCACCACCACAGCCAGGACCCCGACAGCCCGUCUCCGGUCUCCCCCGAGUCCCACCAGCCGCUCCACCACCACCGCCACCACCACCACCACCACCCGCACGGCCACCUGAGCCAGACGGCCGCGCACCACGGCGCCGGCGGUGGCGGACUCAACGUGGAGGACCGCUUCUCGGACGAGCAGCUCGUGUCCAUGUCGGUGCGGGAGCUCAACAGACACCUGCGGGGCUUCACCAAGGACGAGGUGAUCCGUCUCAAGCAGAAGAGGAGGACCCUGAAGAACCGCGGCUACGCGCAGUCCUGCAGGUUCAAGCGCGUGCAGCAGAAGCACGUGCUGGAGAACGAGAAGACGCAACUGAUGAACCAGGUGGAGCAGCUGAAGGCGGAGAUCAGCCGGCUGGCGCGGGAGAGGGACGCCUACAAACUCAAGUGCGAGAAGCUGACGGGGUCGGGAGCCGGGAGCGGGUUCCGCGAGGCCGGCUCGACCAGCGACAACCCGUCAUCGCCAGAGUUUUUCAUGUGAGUCGUCCCCCGUCAGCCUUUCCACAACAAACUCUCGCCCUCCUCCCUCCCUUCCUCCACCGCACCUUGACCGACUCUCCUCAUGAACAGACAGUAAUAAUCCACACAC
Poeciliopsis prolifica (blackstripe livebearer) is the source of this 1876-nucleotide messenger RNA. It is a transcript of the gene mafba, whose product is annotated as MAF bZIP transcription factor Ba. The record is from RefSeq and is a predicted model, not a curated record. Gene Ontology annotation, biological process: regulation of transcription by RNA polymerase II. Gene Ontology annotation, molecular function: DNA-binding transcription factor activity, RNA polymerase II-specific; RNA polymerase II cis-regulatory region sequence-specific DNA binding. Bases 533 to 1768 code for a protein of 411 amino acids. Gene Ontology annotation, cellular component: nucleus. Lineage: Eukaryota; Metazoa; Chordata; Actinopteri; Cyprinodontiformes; Poeciliidae. The transcript has a single exon.